Messenger RNA from Halichondria panicea, 2880 nucleotides. RefSeq lists its product as uncharacterized. Lineage: Eukaryota; Metazoa; Porifera; Demospongiae; Suberitida; Halichondriidae. The record is from RefSeq and is a predicted model, not a curated record. The coding region runs from base 907 to 2793 and encodes 628 amino acids. The transcript has 12 exons.
UGGGAUUUCAUUAAAUCUUAUAUCUAAUUGAAGCAUACCAUCACAAGAAUGCAAUGGCAGAACCACUGCCUGAGAGAAGCUACCCUCUGCCAUCUCCUCAGCCAUCAAGAGAAAUGUUAGAAGCGUCAUGGGGACUAGACCUCACUCCAGAGAGAGAUGUGAAGCCCAGAGAAAGACUGAGAAAGUUAAAAGCCCCUAGUUCUAGACGAUUGAAAGCUCAUGAUGGAGGAUUUGCUGAUAAAGCCCCUGCUCUAUCCAUUCCCCAACUCAACUCGACGGCCGUGCUGUGCAGUCAGAUCCAGCAGCUCAAGCUACAGCCUAGUAGGGACCCCACUCAACACUUGCACUACUCUGACCCUGAAACUGAGAAGAAGCUACCGACAGUUGUCAAAGAUAAUAUAGCCGUAUUAUCCGACUUGGAAGGUGUUCUCAACCAAAGACCUGUGACAGAGGUGAACAUACCCAGGCAUACUACUCGCUACUCUAACUUGGUCUCAGUGGAGGUCAGUGAUCAUGAGAGUGUGGUUGCACAACCUUGCAGGAAGAAAACAAAGAUGCCCGUCAAGUCAUCCACUGAAGAGAGUGGACCAUCACUGAUGGAAUUCUUUUCCUCUGAAUUGGAGUGGGAAGAAGCAGCCUGGAAUGUGGACACGAACUGUUACGCUAGCUGUGUAGAAUCAUUAGAUGCACCAAACAAUUUCCCAUCCAGUUUUUACUCAUACAUGUAUCAAUCUUGAUGCUUUCAUUUUCUGCGCAGAUACCUCCUCUAUCAAUCAUUGAUCUUACACCCACUCAAUUGUUUGAUGCUUAGCAACACCUCACAGCAACAACUUGACCUUAUCCAGGCCCACUGUACUCACUGGCUAGCUAGACUCUCAGCACAGCUAGCUAGCUCUAUUGGUAUCAAUGAGUGACUCAGAGAGACAGGGCCUAAGGCGGCGGUUUGAUGCCAGAUUGGAUGCCUAUCUGCGGAGGACUCUCUCCCCUCAAGAUCAUGACAGAAUCUCCACCUCUGUCAAGUGUGUCGCCUCUCUAACAGGGGACGUUCUGAACAAGCACAAGUAUGCAAUACUGGGGCACAAGUGUGUCUAUCUCGCUGACGUGCCUCCCAAGAAUGUGAAGGUGGCCGUACAUCUCCGAGAUGUGCAGUCCGUCCAGAUGCUCGAUGACCUGCCAGGAUUCCUCAACCGCAAAGAUAGUGAGAACACAGUUCACAUUCAAGUGCGCUACCACAUGAAAGCUAAAGAAAAAUCAGACAUUUUCUCGUCCAUCGUAAAACGGUCUCCUUCCGUAUUCAGGAAAACAAAAACUGACCCCCUAACGACCAUAACCCUACCCCCCACACCCAUAUCCCUCACACCACCAUCCUCUCCACCCCCCGGUAGCAAAACUCACCCCGGACCAAGAAGCAAAUCGCUGAGUCCCAAGAGCCCUCUUCUACUCUCUACCAAAUCAUCACCUCAAGCCAGGCCUCUACCUAGUUUUGUGUCACCAAAGAGAGCCGCAGACAUUAAAUUUCGUUCAUCCCCAAUACAUGGAAGCUUGAACAGUGUCAAUAUUGAUGAACCCUCUUCUCUAACUGCAAUUCCACGGUCUCCACAAGUUCCCUCUAGGCUGACCUCCAAUCAUCGCUCACGUUCUACAAACACACUCUUUGCUCCUGGUCCGCUAACAGUUCAACAACGAUCUAGCUCAUCCAAUAACCUAUACGCCACCUCCCCUCUGACUGAGUCUAAGAGACAGCACAAUUUAUUGAGUAUAACAGAUGCAAUGGGCCUGAGUACAGAACAGGAGAGGACAGCUUCAGAUAGGUCUGCACUAGGAGUAAUGGACCUCUAUAUUCUACAGCCGGUGUCAGACUUUUACCACCAGCUUUGUGUAGCCUGGGACAACUGGAACAUUAAUCAACUGUGUGACACUGACGACACGCAGAAGCAUAGAUCACCACUAACACAAAGGGACCACUUCUCUCAGCGCUACCUAUCUUUGAAGCAAGACCUCCUACAGUGCUCCCCCCACCAGCUCGAGGUAGCCGCUGGACUGGCCCUAGAGUUGUCCACUGCUGCACAGAGAUACAGUGUCAUCAAACGUCUGUUCUGGGAGGAUUGUGAGUUGCUGGAUUUUUGUGUGCAUCAACUUGAGGCUCAUCUAAAUCUCACAACGCCAUUACAACAUUCUAUGACCGAUAGAAUGGAAUAUUCAGUUAUCUUGAUGGACAUGGUGUACCAAAUGCUCAAGGAGACGUACCACAUAAAGAAGAAGAUGGUUACCCUGACAAGAAAUGUACUCAUCUCUCUAGCUACUGUCAUCAUCAGCAACUCCCUCAACACACCUCACCCUGAGUUGGCCUCACUGGAGAGAGAAGGGAUGGAGAAGUCGUGUGGUAUUUUAUACGAGCUGCUUCAAGUGUGUCUGCAGACACGAUGGCCUGAGGCUGACAAGACCUCACUCGUUAUCACUAAGGUUGUGGAUGACAUCAUCAAACUACCAGGCUCGAUGGAUUUCCUAGGCAGAAUGAGUACCUAUAUGUGUGAUGUAAUUGGGUUGAAGUCUGAGUCUGUGAUUGAGGUGGCAGCAAAGAAUCGAGUGUCACUACAUCACACGAGCUUUGUACUUCACUGCUUGCUUCAACAUUGCUCUAACGACUCUAUGAGAUUGAUGAAGCAAUGUUUAGGAGACAACUUCAGAUACUAUAUAAGUGUCACAAGGUGCAAGCAAGUACUAACAGGCUGUAACCCUCUCUCACGAAAAACUGUCUCAUUUCUACAAACUGUGAAAUCAAAAAUCAUAUAAUCUCUUAUCUCAAUGUCACAAUUGUUAACAAAAUAUUUUCCAUGAACACAAUAAACAAAAUAUUAAGAUGUUUCUUUCAAUUGAGAA